UUUCCUGUUUGUUCACUCCGUGUUGCAGUUCACUUCCGAUGUCUAUCUUGCCGUUUAUAUCAUCUUUAGCCCGGACCGGCAUUUUCCCACAACACCCUGCUUCAGCGUUAGACAACGAAAAUGGCGGAUAGCGCAUCAUUGGUCGAUAUUGUUGAGGGCUGUCGCCUCCCGGUUCUUCGUAAGAAUCAGGAAAAUGAGGACGAAUGGCCAUUGGCUGAAAUUCUAAGUGUGAAGGAAGCCUCAGGAAGAAAGCUAUACUAUGUGCACUAUAUUGACUUCAACAAGCGUCUGGAUGAGUGGGUCACAGCGGACAGGCUGGACAUUAAAAAGCUUCAGUUCCCCAAGAAAGAAGCUAAAACACCAACCAAGAAUGGUCUUCCAGGCUCCCGCCCCAGUUCUCCAGAAAGAGACGUGAGGAAGAGUCUAGAUCUCAACCUUCAAUCUGCCACAGCUCCCUCCAGAGGCAAAACUCUUCCUACACCGAAAAGGAAAGCAGAGACGGUCUCCUUGACGACUCAGGUAUCAGCUGCCACCUCAAUGCCCUCACUGCCAGGUUCAGCUGAAGCCUCUCAGGCAUCUGUUUUUCCUGCUGUGAGAGACACCAACACCUUUAAGUCCCGUGAAGACCAUGAGCAGCUCUCCUCUCUCACAACGAAUGGCACCGCUAGACGACUCAUCCCCACUCAGCCUGGGAGAAAAAGGAAAGCUAAUUGUGGAGGCACUGAUGAGAUGGUAAAGGUUUUGCAGUAUAACAGCCCUCAAAGUGCCAGUGUCUAUCUGCCACCACCAGAGGAUUCCCAGGACAGUUCUGACGGCAUCCCGUCUGCACCCCGCAUGACGGGCAGUCUGGUGUCUGAUCGUAGCCAUGAUGAUAUAGUCACUCGGAUGAAAAACAUAGAGUGUAUAGAGCUCGGCCGUCACAGACUGAAGCCCUGGUACUUCUCGCCAUACCCACAGGAACUCACCACACUGCCAAUCCUCUACCUCUGUGAAUUCUGCCUCAAGUACCUCAAAAGUCUGAAGUGUCUACAGAGACAUUUGACCAAAUGUAAUCUAAGACAUCCUCCGGGCAAUGAGAUCUACCGCAAAGGAACCAUCUCAUUCUUUGAGAUUGACGGCAGGAAAAACAAAACUUAUUCCCAAAACCUAUGUUUACUAGCCAAGUGUUUCUUGGACCAUAAAACCUUGUAUUAUGACACAGACCCUUUCCUCUUCUAUGUCAUGACUGAGUACGACCCCAAAGGAUUCCACAUAGUGGGCUACUUCUCUAAGGAGAAAGAGUCUACUGAAGAUUAUAAUGUAGCCUGUAUUCUUACGUUACCUCCAUACCAGCGGAGAGGCUACGGCAAACUGCUCAUUGAGUUCAGUUAUGAGCUGUCCAAGGUUGAAGGGAAGACCGGUACUCCAGAGAAGCCACUUUCUGACCUGGGGCUUUUGUCUUACCGCUCAUACUGGUCCCAAACCAUCUUGGAAAUUCUCAUGGACCUUAAACCUGACAAUGGGGAAAGGCCUCAGAUUACCAUCAAUGAGAUCAGUGAGAUCACAAGUGUGAAAAAAGAAGAUGUAAUAUCAACACUUCAGUACCUCAAUCUAAUCAACUAUUACAAGGGUCAGUAUAUCCUGACGCUUUCAGAGGACAUCGUGGAGGGUCAUGAACGAGCCAUGCAGAAGAGACACUUGCGCAUAGAUCCUAAAUGCCUUCACUUCACUCCUAAGGACUGGAGCAAAAGGGGCAAGUGGUAGAACCCCAGCUCGGUUCACAGAGUUACCCCUCCCUACUGCUUACGGAUAACAGACUUAAAGCAAAGAGUGUAUCUGAACAAGGUUUUUGUCAAGUAGUCUCAGCGAGAGCAUUUGUACAGAAACACUUUUGAAUCAGUCUCCUUUUGUUGAAAAUGAAUGUAUAAUGUCACUUUAGACGAACAGGCAUUUAUCGCCCAUAUUUGGUAUAUUAUUGUGGAUACAAACGAACUCUUGGGAAGGAGUAGGAGACACUUUACCAGUGACACAGCUAAAAAAGAAAAAAAUAAUGUCCUGACAAAAGCAACAAAGAAACUGUAAACAGUUGUGUUUACAACUGCAAAAGUGUCACAACUGGAAAACUGUGAAAUUUUAAACCUAACAUUUCAAAUACACUAUCCACACAGAAGUGGUAAGUCUGUUGAUAUCAUUUCUAUAGUGAUUUCCUUCAUUGUUGACAGCCUGUCCAUGUAAUGUGAAGCUCUGGGGCGGGUGGGGGGGAUUUGGUUAUAGAGAUGCGGCAAGGGAAGAGUAAUGUUUUUGGCCGACAGAAACACUGUGUAUUUUUGUCUUUAUCGUUUGUACUGUAUCUGCCACACAAAGAAGUUCAAAAAAAUCUAUCCAGGAACCUUUUACAUUUUAUUGUACAGGUCAGGUGAAGUUAUGCCUUGGAGUGUGUGCUGAGUCUGACAUUGUCACAUCCACCGCCCUACAGAAAUUGCCCCGACUUCCUGGGUUAUUGUACAGCUGAAGUUAAACACCUCAGAAUGGAAACUUUUCUAGCUUUUGAAAGGAAUUAUUCAGUCUUUUAGACUAUUAGUCAGACAAAACCAGACAUUUUGAACAUGUCAGCAGUGGCUCCAUAAAGUCGAAGUGCGCAGUGUUUUAUCAUCUUGUUAAAUCGACCGUUUGAGAAAACAGUCAUUAGAUUAUUUGGUACCACUUCACAAUAAGGGUACAUUAAUUGAUGGUGAUUAAUAAGCAUUAACUAACAGUUCAUUAUGAGUUAACUAAUGUUAGUAAUCAUUUAUUAAUGGUGUUUGUUAGUUAAUACAGUGGGCAUUAACACAUUAAGAUUUGUUUAGUAAUUAUUAAUGUUCAGUAGCUUAAAAAUUUAAUGUUUAAACUAAUACCGUAACAUGAAUGUAAUAAAUAAAUGACUAAACCGUUAACUCUGAAUACAUUUAAUGCUUAUUACUGCUUUAAGUACUGUUAAUAUACCCUCAUUGUAAAAUGUUACAACUUAUAACAAACUAUCUUUAGUUGCCGCUUUAUUUUAGAUUCUUAGUGACUACAUUUCUUUCAGUUUCCGUAUUCUCAGCCAGUUUGACUGAGAUUAAAGGAUUGCAUUCAAAGUAAAGGUUCCAUCCAUUUUUACCUGUGCUUUCAACAUCUGAAGAUCCAAUAUGUGUCAUGCUUCAUGCCCCUCCCCUCCCCAAAAUCUUUAUAAACAUGAUCUUUGUGAUUUUU
Thalassophryne amazonica is the source of this 3210-nucleotide messenger RNA. RefSeq names its product histone acetyltransferase KAT5-like. The transcript has 16 exons. NCBI's taxonomy places the organism in Eukaryota, Metazoa, Chordata, Actinopteri, Batrachoidiformes, Batrachoididae. Gene Ontology annotation, molecular function: histone acetyltransferase activity. The coding region runs from base 121 to 1743 and encodes 540 amino acids. Gene Ontology annotation, biological process: regulation of DNA-templated transcription. The record is from RefSeq and is a predicted model, not a curated record.